CUGUGCCUGAUGCCUAUCACACCUUUUACAGUCUCAUUAAAAUUAAUCUCUGCUGAUUAUACUGUACAUGUACUGGAAUAGGCCAAGCCUCAGGCCUUAGCAACAGUUAGCAGAUAACUAGUAGAUAACUAGUUAACUAACUAGCUUACUGCUGGUAGCUUUAGUGCACUUUGCCAAUGCAGUCACAGAUGUUUCAGUUCAGUCAUGCACAUGCAGCUGGAAGCAUAUUUUUAUUCAUUAUUGCUUUUUUAUAUCUCAGGAAUAUAAUGGUCAUUUUGCUAGAUACAGAUGUACUGACAUAUAUCUAUAUUUUGAAAACAGAAACAAUGACUGUUAUUUUGACAUCUGUGAAUGGAAGAAAGGUCUCUGCUAAAUUGAUACAUGUGCUUAUUUAUGCGCAUGUGUGCACAUGAAAGUGUGUGUGUGUGUGUGUGUGUGUGAUUAUAUCUGUCUGCAAGGGCAUGUGUAUUUAGGAAUGCUUAUGCAAUGCAAAGUUUGAGUUCAUUACAACAUUUAUGUCAGAAUGAUUAAUACCAGGAAUCAUUUUUGUAAACAUAAUUGUUAUGUUUAUUUUAUAAGCGUAAUAUGCAAACAUAAGCAUAGUUACAAAUGAUUCUGAUGAAGAGCAGCCGUUCUCAUUGAUAUUGAUAUUUAAAUAUUCAUUUAUCUCAAUUUCAAUGACACAGUGGGGCGUGAGAAAUGAGAAUUACCCAGUCUUUUUAAAAAGGCACUACUGGUCCAGUCCAUACACAAAGCAAACGACUGUGUUCAUUUUCUUCAACCGUUUUUAUCUGAUAAAAUCUAAAAUGUGCAUGACUUUUAGGAAAAAAGGGGAAGUGAGUCAGUUCUGCAACAGCACAUUCUACUUUUAUAUUUAGUGUGAAGCACUUCCUUUGCAGUCACAUUCAGCCACACUGCUCUGUCUGCAAGGCUGUUUUAUACUAAUGGCUCAUUAGCAAAGCACUGAGGCCAGAUCAGAACUCUCUCCUGGUAAGUGCAUUAUCAUAUUAUUUCAUUUAAUCAAAACUAUAUCACAAUAUUUUGUGGUGCAAGAAGAUUGAACUGGGAUAAAUCAAAAAAUAAAAUGUAUUUUCAGACUAGAAAUGAUUGCUGUUUCUUCCAUACAAAUAUCAAUUGUCAAGUAACAUCCUGUCUGAGUCUUUGCUGUCUGGACUGUGUGAGCUCUUCAUAAAAAAAAGAGUAUUUAGGGACAUUAGCAACACAAACUCACUGUGUGCUCUUGUGUAGUAUUUGUUAGUCUGGUAUUUUUGCUAAUAAAUAGAAUACUCUGUGAGUCUCUAUUUCUACUGUUCAUUUUCACAGUGUAAAUAAUAAUCAAGACCUGUAUAUGUGUAUUUGGAUAAAUAUUUUCAAUCUGAUGCAGCCAUGCUCUUCAAUACCUUGUUGGUAAUCGUCCUCUCUGUGUCAGGUGAAUUGUUUGUGUGUUUUUUUUCCAAAUGUAGUUCUGAUGUUUCAGUCGACAUAUAAAGUAUUUAUCAGCAUGUGUUCCUAUUUAUUAGUCUCUCUUCAUUAUCUCAAUAAGAAGCCAAAGUGAAUACAUUUAAAUUGCUUUAAGGAAUGUAUAUAAUUUACAUAAAAUAAUGUUCUACUGUACAUUAAUUUAGAGUAGUGCAACAUUGCUCAUCUGAAAAGAGAGGGGAAAAUGAGAGAACUUAUAAAAUGAAGUUCCUCUUCACACUCAGCGAUGAAACUGAGACAGAGGCAUGAUAUAAAUAUCUGUGGCUUUACUAAAUGAUCGGAGCUGUUGAUUGUGCAUGUUGCAUUCUUAGAAUGACACAGACACUUGCUCUUAACUUGCUUGGUUUGCUACUACAUUCUAGCAAAGCUAGCUACUAAGGAAGACUUCCUGUACCUGCAAAUCUCACAUUGAUCGGAGGCUACUGCCAUCUACUGACAUAAGUUAGUAUUGAAAUACAAGUUCAAUUAUUGAUGUUCCAUAGUUUUGGAGAAGUUAGGUGCACUUGUUUUAAAGUUUUGUUAAUUGUAUCCCUUAGCUGUCAUGUUGCCAACACAUCUGUGUUUUAAAGGAUUUCUGAGCAGUGUGUUUGUGUGUGUGAGUGUUUGCAUGCGUGAAUUUGUGUGUGUGUGUGUGUGUGCGUGCAUUUGCAUAUGUGUGCGCAUGUGUGUGUGUGUGUGUGUGUAUGUAUACUUGUGUUUGUGUGUAUGUGUGUGCGUGUGUGUGUGUGUGUGUGUGUGCGUGUGUGUGUGUGUGUAUAUGUAUACAUGUGCAUGUGUGUGUCUGCGUGUGUAUGUGUGUGUGGAUGUGCGUGUGUGUGUAUGUGUGUGUGCGCCCGUGCGCGCGCAUGUGUGUGUAUUUUUCAGGUGUUCUGAGCCAGUUGGGAUGGGGAGUGACUUACACCCCUGAGAGAAUCUGUGCCUUAAAGGGGUCUUCAGUAGACAUGAGCUGCACUUACUCAUAUCCCACAUCUCACACAGUGCAGAAAACUUUCUGGUUUAUUCAUUAGAACAAGCCACAGGAGGGCGAAGACCUGUCCAAGGACCCAGAGUACCCGGACCGUGUGGAGUACCUGGGGAAUAAGAACAGUGACUGCACUUUUAGAAUAAAGCAGCUGAGAGAAAGUGAUUCAGCAAUAUAUCGCUUCAAGUUCCUGCCCAACCAUUAUGGUGGAAAAUAUACUGGUCAUUCUGGAGUCUCAUUGACAGUUACAGGUUUGAAGGUGGAUAUAAAUUCUGAACAGUGUCAGGGGGAGAGACAGUGGAACUGACCUGUAGAGCAACCUGCACUCAGCUGACUGAGAGCAACAGCUUAAUUUGGUACAAGAAUGAGCAGCUUCUGACUGAAGACUCCAGGUUCUACCAGUCCUAUAGAAUCCUUAAAUUCAGACGUGACGAUACGGGCAGGCACUCCUGUGCUGUAAGAGGCAAUCAGCAUUUUGUUUCCCUCGCUGUGACUCUCAGUGUGAGAUGUGUAAAGGUUGAAAUGAAAUCUAGCACAGUGAGUGAGGGAGUGAGGGUGACACUAACCUGUAAAAUCACCUGCACUGACCUGACUGGCAGCCAAACAUUCAUCUGGUACAAGAAUGGACAAUCUCUGUUUUACACCGCCCAGAAAUAUCAAAAUCAUAACUACCUUCAGUUCAAAGCCAGCAGUAGAGAUGCAGGCAGCUACUCCCGUGCAGUAAGAGGUCAUGAGAAUCUCCUGUCCCCAGCAGUGACUCUCUAUCCUCCUAAGAGCAUCUUAUUAUCAGUGAGCCCCUCUGGUGAAAUAGUGGAGGGCAGUUCAGUGACUCUGACCUGCAGCAGUGAUGCCAACCCACCAGUGCAGAGAUACACCUGGUAUAAGAAUAAUAGAGCUGUAUCUUCAGAGACAGGAGGACCAGUGGACAGUUACACCAUUAAAAACAUCACACUGCAGGAUGCAGGAGAAUACACCUGUGGCAGUUCAGUGACUCUGACCUGCAGCAGUGAUGCCAACCCACCAGUGCAGAACUACACCUGGGUUAAGCAGAAUGAAACUGGAGUCUGGCAGGCAGGAUCUGGACAGAGUUUGAUCUUUUCUAACUUUGGAUCCUGGAACAGAGGACAGUACUACUGUGAGGCACAGAACAGACUUGGAGCUCAGAAUGCUUCUGCUCUGCUGGUCACAGUACAAGAGCAGAGCCUUCAGAGAGUGACAAACGCAGCCAGCGACACAAACUCUGUGCUUCAGAGAGCUGACGAGGCCUCAGUGUGGGAUUAAAACACACAGAGGAGAGAAUCUGCAGAGAAUGAGAAAUGGUGGAGA
This is a messenger RNA of Anguilla rostrata (American eel), 3766 nucleotides long. Its product is annotated as B-cell receptor CD22-like. The coding region runs from base 2963 to 3721 and encodes 252 amino acids. The record is from RefSeq and is a predicted model, not a curated record. NCBI's taxonomy places the organism in Eukaryota, Metazoa, Chordata, Actinopteri, Anguilliformes, Anguillidae. The transcript is spliced from 6 exons.